Mesocestoides corti is the source of this 2556-nucleotide messenger RNA. Lineage: Eukaryota; Metazoa; Platyhelminthes; Cestoda; Cyclophyllidea; Mesocestoididae. The record is from the annotation of a GenBank genome assembly.
AUGGUUUCACGUUUUCUUAACGAUGGUGAAAUGGAGUACCUUACGGAAAGUUCGGUCGAUAUGGCAGAGUCGGAUUCAUGCGUUAGCGAAAUGAAUCCUAGACCUGCGCAAAUGUGCACAGUUGGCGAGGAUGAAAUCCCGGUAUUUGUUGAGGACUCAUUCAACGCAAAGGUGGGCAAUAAUCCUGACCAACAAGAGCACAAACACUACAGCCCGCUUACGCCCAAGCCAAAAGGUGACGAUUCAAUCGAAUUGCUACCACCACGACGCUACUCUUUGCCUGGAAUUGCGGAGGAAGGCACAAUGAUGCCGGGGAACACAGCAAAAGGUUAUCUUCUUCUUCGCCAAAAGUGUUCAGCGCAAAAGAAGGAGUUAAUUAAACUGCGGGAUAAGUUGCGUGCAGCUAACGAAAAUUGCGUGGAGUUGGUUCAAGCUAAAGAACGUCUGCAGGCAGAACUGAUUGCAUCGGAGAAGGCACGAAGUCAUCAAGCGACACUCUUGUCUCGUACCAUCGUUGACAAGGAGGUCAUCCAGUCUGAGGCCAAAGCUUGUGAGCAGGAGCUUGCCGAUGUCGAGGAAAAGAUUAAGGAGCUAUCGCAAGAUAUCCAUGCAAAGGAAACGAGGAUUGCUGAGUUGGAAGGCAACCUAUCAAGGACCACCAUUGAGCCCAUUGCUGCUACAAUUAAGUACCGUUUUUUUGUUUUUAAAGAUGAGCUACUCAACUGUCGAGAUGCGCUCGAGAAAUCUGAAGCAAAAAUGGAUGACUUGGGUGCGUCUUUUGAAGAUUUUCUACGCGAAAGAGAAGAGCGACUACUUGCUAAAUUGCAAGCUACUAAUGAUGAGGCUGAGGCUGAAAAGCGCCGUCUGAUGAAUGAGUUGGAAUCACUCAGACUUUCUCACGAGGAGGAUGUGCGGGUAAGAACUAGGAAGGAAAUAGCCAGACAAGAAGCCGACGCAAGAACAAUACUCCAAUUGCAAAGAGACCUGGCGCAGUUGAAAGAGCAGCUUGAGGCUCAAAAUGGAGAAAUGAGCAACAUGAAAGACCAGAAUGAAAAGCUUAUGGAGGAGCGCAAUAGCCUGCAAAACACGACACAAGAAACAAGAACGCUCUUGGCCAAAUUCGAGUCGGAUGCUGCUAAGGAGAGGUCGAAGUCGGAGAAAUUGGAGGCAGAACUGAUCGCCUCUCGGAUUGCCCUCGCGAAUUCCGAGAGAGCAGCCCAUGAAUUAAGUCUGGAGAGGGACAUUGCCUUGGAAAAAAAUGAAAGCUCUGCCAAGCGCUUCGAGGCAAUGCACGCAGAGAUAGCUGAACUUAAAGCCAUAAUCCAGAACUCAAACCAGAAAAUCAGUGUUCUUGAGGAAAAUAACCGAGAAUUUGAGAAAAGGAACGCGUCUCUUCAAAAACGACUUAAACAAGCAGAGGAGGAGAAGGACGAGGCCGAAGUGGAAACUAAACGCCUGGAGGACAAGAUGACCACGAUCAAGAAAGAAAAACACGACCUUGAAACUACACUUAAGGAGAUGCGAGCUAGAAUGGCCGACUUGGAACACAAGAACAUGUCUGUGGAUGGGGAGGUAAAGGAACUGCAGCUCUGCUUGGCCAGAACUGAAAAAGAGAGAGAGGCCAAUCAAGCCGCGUUGGUUGAGGGCCUUCGAAUGGUUGGCAUUCCCACCGCAGAGUGUCGAGAGACAGCAGCUCCGGUCACCCAUAGAAAGUCCGACGAGAAGAACCCAGAUCAAGGAGGCCGCUCGCGGUGGAAGCGCGGAGGAUACGUGCUGAACUUCGCCAAAGCAGCUCAGUCGUUCCUGAACAAAAUCAUGUCAUUGGAAUCGGAGAACUCGAAGCUGCAGAGUCGAUUGAUGACUCAAGACGCGCACCUAUCGGACCAGAGAGCACAGGCCACGUGCCUCAACGACACUCUUCUCAAACUGGAGGAACACCUGCGCAGGGCACGAGAAGAAAACAAGCAAAUUUCGCUGGAAUGCACCAAAGUGAAGAAGCAACUUGAAAGUCACAAGUUGGCUCUCUCUAAAUACCGCGAUGCCAAGCACGCAUUGCAGGAGAAACUUGCCAGACGUGAAGAAAUGUUGAAGCACGCAAGCACCGGGCCAAAAAACGAUGUGGAAUUCGACAAAUACGCCAAACUGACAGUGAACUUUGAAAAGGCGAGAAGUGUUAUCCAGGAACUCAAUUCGAGGCAGAAAUUACUGAAGGACCAGCUGGAUGAAGCCAAGGCCGUUCUUGCUAAAUAUGAUGUUGAUUACAGAGGACCAUCGGAAGUAUGCAACGUCCCGCAACCGCGUCAACAAACUAAGGAACCAGAGCCCAAAAAACGCUCAACGUCUCUUUUCGCGAAAAAAGCUUCGGCCAUUGUGACCGAGUCGCUAGACAGUGAGGGUCACCUGUGUGCGGAAUCCUUCCGAACGCAUCUUCGCAAGGCGCUGAAUGUUUCUAACCUCAGAAGCCCUGAUCGGUCACAUCAAGAGCACGAUCCACAGCCAAGAGAAAGAUCAACCGUUCCAAGGUACAACGGCGACGGCGCCGACAACUACCAAUGA